Amyelois transitella is the source of this 4383-nucleotide messenger RNA. It is a transcript of the gene dsb, whose product is annotated as scavenger receptor class B member 1. NCBI's taxonomy places the organism in Eukaryota, Metazoa, Arthropoda, Insecta, Lepidoptera, Pyralidae. Gene Ontology annotation, molecular function: scavenger receptor activity. The transcript is spliced from 13 exons. Bases 321 to 2195 code for a protein of 624 amino acids. The record is from RefSeq and is a predicted model, not a curated record. Gene Ontology annotation, cellular component: membrane; cytoplasm.
CCCGAGUGAGUAAAACGCGUUAGCGAACGACCAUUAUACCAAAGUUACAUUUUCAUGCAGUCGGCGACUUACGACACCGCAUGCAGCAGCCCGUGAAUUUAAAAAGUUGAAAAAAAAAAAAUAUUAAUCCGUCAUCUGUGUCAAAUUUUGAAAUUAGAACCGUUCCGCCGGGAAUCUCGAAUUGUGUUUGUGGUGUGUUCGUAUUUUAUUUUAUUUUUUUUCUAAAAUUUGUGCAACUGAAAUGUGAGUGAGUGUCUUCGGGAAAAUAUUUUUCGGAUAUACUGAGACCCCAGCUCGUCCCCGGAACAGAUCUCUCCACCAUGGGUCACAAGCAGUACUUGGCUGUGGGACAGUCGGCGAGGACCAGACUGUUUGGUCUGGCGCGAGACCGCACCGUGCCACUGAACAUGAUGAUAUCACAACAAGGGAAACUUAAUCAUGGUCGACUUGCUGUAAUAACGUUCAGUAUCUUCACAGUUGCAAUUGGUAUACUCCUGUCUUUUGUGCCUUGGCUCGAUUACAUCAUAUUCAGGGAACUGAAGAUCUGGAACGGCUCCCUGAGCUACAGUUACUGGCAGAAGCCUGGAGUCACCAGGCUCACCAAGGUCUACAUCUUCAACGUCACAAACCCCCAGGGGUUUCUGGAGUUUGGGGAGAAACCCAGGCUGGUUGAAGUUGGCCCUUUUGUUUACAGAGAAGACAUGGAGAAGGUGAACAUACGUUUCCACGAUAACGACACAGUGACAUACCAACACAACAAGAUCCUUAGAUUCGUUCCUGAGAUGUCUGUGGACAAGAGUCAGAAACUUGUUGUGCCUAACAUACCUUUGCUGACCGUAACCUCCUUCUCGCCUAACCUCGCCGGAUUCCUCUUCAACCUUUUGGUCUCCGGCCUGGCGAUCACGUACAAGGACAGAGCCAAGCCCUUCGUCCAGGUCACGGCUGAAGAACUAGUUUUUGGAUACAAUGAUCCAUUGGUAACUCUUGCGCAUAUCUUCUAUCCAAAAGGGAAGCGGCCCAAUAGUCAAAUGGGGCUUUUGCUCGCUAGAAAUGGUACGCUAGAUGAGGUGUCAACAAUAUACACUGGACAGACUUCCAUGAAACGAUUUGGCUACCUGGACAAGAUUAACGGGGCUGAUCAUCUUCCACAUUGGAAGGACAGGCCUUGUAAUAAUAUUAGAGCGUCAGAAGGCUCGUUCUUCCCGCCGAGGUCGGUGACUAAGGAAGACAUAGUCCACAUUUACGACAAGGACCUGUGCAGGAUUCUGCCGCUGCAAUACAGAGGGGAUGUAUACAAAGAUCACAUCCAGACUGGACUAUACACUCCUCCGAGCUCCACCUUCGAAUGUGCCGACGUGAACCCAGACAACAAAUGCUACUGCCAAGAUGAGAAAUGCCCUCCACGGGGGCUUCAGAACAUCAGCCCCUGUCAAUACAACGCGCCGGUGUACCUGUCAUAUCCUCAUUUCUAUGAUGCUGAACCAUCGCUUCUGGACGAUUUUGAGGGUCUGAAGCCGCAGAAGAAGAAACACGAGACAUAUUUCAUGAUACAGCCCAAAAUCGGCGUUCCCCUGGAGGGCUUCGUGAGGGUGCAGCUCAACCUGAAGGUGGAUCGAGCCCCGAACAUCAUGAUCAACAAUAUCAACAAGUUUCCCGACAUUAUCUUCCCCGUCAUGUGGAUUGAAGAGGGCAUUCACGAAGUGACCACUCCAAUUUGGCGUUGGAUCUUCCUCGCCACAACUUUCGGUCCGGUCGCUGCGCCGUUCCUGUCCUACUCAAUGAUCGCAUUCGGAAUCCUCACGUUGAUCAUUUGCUUCGUGAGAGCAUACAAGAACUUCGUGAUCCCACAAAAUUCCAUAGAGAUUGUCGAAAUGGGGAGGGAAACAAUACGAAGGGGUUCCACUCUCAUAAUUCACAGUUCACAGAAAUUAUUGCCUCAUAAGGAUACGUCUUAUCAGCUGUUGAAUCCAAUACCUUCCACGCCUAAUAUAUCAAAAGCGGAAGAGUUAGAGAAGUUACAAGAAUUGAAUGUUGUUAAAAAAGAACUGAGCCAAAGUUUGGACGAGUUGAAAAGUGAUUUUGUGAGGACAAACUUUUGUGACAUUGAAAGAGAAUCUUUGAUUAGGGCGGAUAAUUCGUUUAUUCUAUCGGAAUUAAGGAGAUAUAGUUUGUUAAGAAUUUCCGAGGAUUUGUAGGUUGUUUUUUGUUGUACGUGUGAUAACUCUGAACCGUGUUUUCGUGUUGGUACCUAAAUGAAUGCGUAUUUGCUGAAAAUCGCAAAAGAUACAAACUGAAAAUAAAAUUUGAAAGCAACUCGUAGGAAUUCACUAUCACGUCGUCAAAAUAAAUUUAGGAAAUAAAUAAAAAAUCCAGAAAUGGAGAAAUAGAAUUGACUUUUUGUCUUAAGAUGAAUAAAAAAUCCAAAAUUAUUAUAGCUUUUAUAAAAAUAAUUUAAAAAUAACGGGAAUUUCAUACAUUGUUAGUAUUUUUUAUCUAAUAACAUUGGAAAUUGAUUUGAAUAUAACCUUUAAGUGGAUCCAUGUACAAAGAUUAGUUCACAGUUGGAUUUUACUAUUUUUUUAUUUAUCUUUAUAACACAGUUAAAAUCCCAAGUUUAAAUUUAAACAUAAUUGCUACUGCACUACGAAAAUAUGAAACACGGUUUUUGUUUUUGGUUAUACUAAGGUUGUGUUAUGGACUGAAUGUAAAGGUUCCAAUUUUUGCGGAAUCUUACGAGAUAAAUGAAAAUUUGCUCAUUAUUUUAUUCGGAUGGGACUAGAUUAAAAAUCUGUCACGUUUCUAUAAGUGGAAUUUGACUUUAUAUAUCAAUUGGUUUAGGUAUUUCUACCAGUGGUAUACUUGAUAAAAUUAUAUGUUAUUAUGAUAAAUUUUGUGAUAAUUCUACAUUCCAUCUUUACUGAAAUCUCAAUGUGAUCUGAAUCUAGUUUACAACAAUAAUUAAUUUCGUAUGAGUGAAACGAUGAUUUUAUCAAUUAAGUUCUACACUAACAAGUAAGUUCCAUCCUUAGUUUACGUAUAUUGGCCAAAUUUUGAUAUUUUAAUAGAUAAUAAUUGUAAACUUUGUUAUUUUCUAAAAUGGCUACAUAUUUUAGUUAAAAAGACUGUAAACAGCCGUUUUACAAAAUGACUCUUUAUGUUAUCGUAAAUUAAAUUCUACAUUUCGGCAUUGAUUAAGGCUUAUAAGACAUUUUCACUUUUUGUUUUUUUUUUUAAUUAAAUACAGAACUAAUGCUGCAUCUUUAAAUGUUAGAAUAUUAAAAAAAAACUACAAAAAAUAUUGGAGUAAGUGGAAAUGGGCGGCAAAUCUCUGCCUUUACUUUUUUUUAAUGAAACCAUUUUUUUUCUUUUGACGUUUUAAUUCAAUUUAUGAUCUUGGAUGUCCUGAUAUGAUUUCUUGAUUUUCAUAAUGCUUGAAUUUUCUAAGAUACUUGAAAAUUAUGAACAAAUGAUCCUAGUCUAUAUUUGAUUAAAAAUAGAAUCAUUGUAUUUCUUAAAAUUUUCAAAUCGAUAGUCUAAUUACGAAAUACAAACAAUACUUUUGUCUGUUCUUGCUGUGAAUAAAAAAUGUUCAAGAUGAAUAUUUAAAAAAUCGCACAACACUACAAAUACUUACAUUUUUAUUUUAAUAGAAAAUAUGUUAUUUCUAUUUUCUCUAUAAAGUCUCUUAAAAUGAACUUUCCUUUCGAAAAGCCUACAAUACAAAUAAGAAAUGUAAUUGGAACUAAUAGAUCGUAAUUUUAAUUAUAAUAAAUAAAAUUAUACCGAAUUUAAGCAAAAUAUUGAAAAUUCUUGUGAAGACUGGUAAAUAUAAUAAAAAUGCACAAAAUUAUAAUUAUUCUUUUUGAACCGACGUAUAGUUUAUUCAUUCAUAUAUAAUACUUGCUCAAUUUUACAUUGAUAUUUUAUACAACAAAUACCUAUGUAUGUUAAUUAGAAAUAAUAAAUUUAUUUUUACUAUAAUAUUUAAAAAAAAUUAUGAUGACAAUAUCAACGGCAAAAUGACCAAUUAAUUGAUUAUUUUUUUAAAUAAUAUCAAUGAUUGUUUAGAAUGUGUUCAGUGUAUGGAGAAUUCUAUUUUAAUAAUAAAAUUUACUUUAAUAAAGCAAUUUAAUAUUCCGUUAUACAAUUUAAUGAGAAAUGCCUUAUUUACACGAGUUACAAAAUAUGUAAUAUCCAUUUUGUAUAAUAUUUGCCUGUUAUCUUUGCCUAGUAAUUUCAUAUGAAGGACCCAUUAAAAGCUUUAAUGCAGUAAGACUUUUUGCGUCAAUCCUACAAUGAAUACAGUCCAUUUGUAUUUUAUAAGAGGGUUUUAAGGACUAUAUUUCUAUGAAUUUAGUUUUACAAUUGUAAAUAUAAUAUUAA